GGGUUGGAACUGCUAUACUGUCACUGUGUGAAGAGAACCAGAGAGGCACUGAACAAGAGAGAGAGAAGAAAAGAGACUAGAAAAACAUCGCUAGUGCUUUUGAGUUGAAACAAAAGGCUUUAAUGUUGAGAUCCUGCAGGAAACUGCAUUCAUUUUGACAGGAUUUACACUUAAAGAGUGACCCGAGAUCUUGCUGAAACUAAGAUGCAAAAACCAAAGGAUGUCAACACACGCGGCACAGCUGUGAGACCCUCUGUGCAGAUUAUGGGUACGAGCGCCAGUGCAACUUCCCAGGCUGCUCCGUUUUCACCUACACACCAGGCUGAUCACCAAGGGAACGGCAUGGCAGAGCACAGACGCUUACUACAGUCUGUGAACAUUCGGAACAGCAAAACCAAGUCCAUCAUCACAAACAAGGUGGCCCCCGUUGUCAUCACAAAUAACUGCAGGGAAGAAUUUCAGAUUCAUGACAAGAUCCAAUCUGCUAACUACUCGAGGGGAAGGAUAUCUGACCUGCUGCCUGAGCACUACCUAGUGCUGGGGGAGUUUUUUAUGGUGCAGGAUGUGUACAAUAGAGCUGAUGUCUUAAAUACUACAAAAAGUCACGGGGCCCCCAACUUCCGCAAGGUCAAGGGAAACUACCCUCUUUUUGGAAUGGGCCAACCUAGCCUGAGUGGCUUCAAACAGGUCCUCCAGAGAUUGCAGAUUGACGGCUUUGAGGAGGUGAUCUUCAUCUAUGUGAGGGAGGAGCCGGUGGUCUUCUUCCGCUCCAGUGGAGACUUUAUUCCAUACACUCCCAGAAGAAGAGGGAACCUCCAUGAGAACCUGCAUGACUUGGACAGAGAACUCAGCACUGAGCAAAUAGAGCUCUCCAUCCGGAAAGAGUUGUGUGACUUCGCCAAGCUGAGUGAAAAUAUGUUCUCUGUCUAUAAUGACAUUGAACAUUUUAAAGAUGAACCUCAGCAUGUGCAUAUUCUGUCAGAAGAGGACAUUCAUGUCACCGAGGAGGUCUACAAAAGACCACUUUUCAGUCAUCCAUCACACAGAUAUUACAGAUUACCGCUCCCCAUGGAAGGGGCACCGCUGGAGGAAACAUUUGAUGCUUUUGUUAAUAUACUGAGGGAGACCCCAAACCUAUCUGUGACGAGGGAAGGCUCUAGUCCUCUGCCUGCACUGCUCUUCAGCUGCCAGGUGGGGGUGGGACGCACAAAUCUUGGCUUAAUCCUGGGAGCCUUAGUCUUCCAUCACCUGCAGGGGGCAUCAAAGAGCCCCAGACAGGAAAUACAGAGUGAACACAAAUUGGAUUUCCAAGUGAUUCAGUUGCUAAUCAGUCGCCUACCUAAAGGUCAACAAGUCCUUGAUGAGGUUGAUGAUGCUAUCACCAUCUGUUCAGAAAUGCAUAACAUAAAAGAUGCUGUAUAUGAAAGCAAACUAAAGCUUGAAGGCAUUGGCGAAGAUUACCAGAUUCAAGGAAGCAGCACAAAAGGCUACUUCCUGCAAAGAACACUGCAGAGUCUUGAACGAUAUGUGUAUUUGCUGGUAUUCAAUGCAUAUCUGCACAAUCAGUAUUCACAGGCAUUUUCUCAGAGCUUCAGUCAGUGGAUGUGUAUGAACGCUUGGAUCUACAGGCUGCUGGCCAGCAUGGAUAGCUCUGAGCUUUCAGCACCAGCCAACCUUAUAACUAAUGGGAUUCGAGUUCUGGUGUCCAGUGAGUUCUUAUCAACUGAUUACCUCAGUACCGCCAAGGAGAUGAAAGUGGCCAAUUUCAGACGUGUUUCCAAAAUGGCUUUGUAUGGAAUGGCCCAGCCAAACUCUGAGGCUUUGGCUGUUGUGAUGUCCUACCUGACAGACACAAGGCGAGGGCACUCAACAUUUCUCUGGCUGAAUCUGCAGGAGGAGCUUGUGCUGGAGGCAAAUGGACAGAUGUUCACACCGCGAGAGCCAGGCUGUCUGGAACAGCCUAUUCCAGUCUGUGUUCAACAUCCACAGCAGCUCCAGGAAAUGGAGCUGGCCCUGAAGCAGGACAUCCUGAGCUGUGAAAAAUGGCUGGAGGUGAUUACAGAGCAGGACAAACAGAUGAGGAUGUUCAAGAGUUGUCACACCAUCCAAGAGCUCUUUGUCCACCAUAAGAGCGUUCAUCCAGGCCUCAGUUACCAGCGCAUUCCUCUGCCUGACUGCUGUGCGCCUGCAGAACAGGUUUUUGACCGCUUGUUGGAGGCCAUGAAGAGCAGUCUGGCUGAAGACCCCGGCUGCGCUUUUAUCUUCAACUGUCACGAUGGGAAAGACCGAACUACUGCAGCCAUGGUCAUUGGCACUCUCACCCUGUGGCACAUUAAUGGCUUUCCUGAUUGUGAAGAUGAUGAGAUUGUAAGUGUUCCUGAUGCCAAGUACACCAAAGGAGAGUUUGAGGCGGUGAUGCAGGUGGUACGUGUCUUACCGGAUGGUCAUCGCAUGAAGAGAGAAGUGGACGUCGCAUUGGAUGUCAUCAGUGAAACGAUGACCCCCAUGCAUUACCAUUUACGUGAAAUCAUCAUAUCCACUUACAGACAGAUUAAGAUGGCUAAAUCAGAGGCUGACGCUCAGUGGUUGCGGUUACGGAGCCUGCAGUAUCUCGAGCGCUACAUUUAUCUCAUCCUGUUCAACUCGUACCUCCAUCUGGAGAAGAAAGACUCCUGGAGGCGGCCCUUCAGCCAGUGGAUGUACCAGGUGGCAGCUCGAGCUGGCAUCUAUGCCAUCCUCAACCAUCUGGGCUUUUCUGAGUUUGAGAAUCCAGACGAGUCUCCGAUGAGCAGGCUGCGUUUCCGCUGGCUCCCACACACCGUCCACUCCAUUCCCACGAGAGGAGAACUUAUUUAGAAAAGCACAGUAUGUUGAAGAGACUAAAUACCAACUCACAUUUCACAAGUAUGUUUUUUUUAUUUUUUAUUACAAACUCUGUCGGACUUAUUAAAUCAAAAAGUGAUUUAAUGCAUCCUGUUUAUAUCUUAUUUACAUGUUCAACUCUUUAUUCGGCUUCCCAAUGUUGUAUUUUGUCCUUAAAAAAGCCCAAGACAACAAACAGAGAAGAUUGAUAGGCUAAUAAACCACACAUUAACGCUAAUAAAAGUAUUAAUGCUGGCCUUUAAAAGGUAGACUUGCACACUGUGGUUAUAAAAAUGCUGUGUAUAUAAAACAGUUUUAUAUAAAAAUGAUUUACUAA
This is a messenger RNA of Danio aesculapii, 3199 nucleotides long. RefSeq names its product phosphatase domain containing paladin 1b (gene pald1b). The record is from RefSeq and is a predicted model, not a curated record. Lineage: Eukaryota; Metazoa; Chordata; Actinopteri; Cypriniformes; Danionidae. The transcript has 20 exons. Bases 205 to 2856 code for a protein of 883 amino acids.